This is a messenger RNA of Colletes gigas, 676 nucleotides long. RefSeq names its product cytochrome c oxidase subunit 4 isoform 1, mitochondrial-like. Gene Ontology annotation, biological process: mitochondrial electron transport, cytochrome c to oxygen. The transcript has 4 exons. The coding region runs from base 122 to 634 and encodes 170 amino acids. The record is from RefSeq and is a predicted model, not a curated record. NCBI's taxonomy places the organism in Eukaryota, Metazoa, Arthropoda, Insecta, Hymenoptera, Colletidae.
AUCGGCUACUACCGCCAACUACAGUCAACAGUGUCACCUAGAGUUACUGAUCGUAAUCUACCCCGUAUGAGCCACAGCCAUUUUACUUUACACUGGAUCGGUAUCAGUAAGGACAUACACGAUGGCCAGUAAAUUGUUCCUUCCAUACUUGCGUCAAAAUAUUCCAAUUUACACCCGUCGAAUGUCAGCUCAUGUAGCCAUUCCAGAUAAAAUUGGUAAUAGGGAUGUAGUAGGCUGUGGAUAUAAUGGAGAGGCAUCUUAUAUGGAUAGGCUUGACUUUCCUCUGCCCGCAAUUCGUUUCAAAGCCAAUACUCCAGAUGUCAUGGCAUUAAGGGAAAAGGAAAAAGGAGAUUGGAAGAAAUUAUCGAUCGAAGAAAAGAAAACAAUAUAUCGUAAUAGUUUUCGUCAGACACUCGCCGAAAUACAAGCCCCAACAGGCGAAUGGAAAGGAGAAGUUGGUGUAACGCUUAUGGGUGUGGCCCUCAGUAUUUGGAUAUUAAUGUUUCUUAAAAUCUAUGCAUAUCCACCAUUACCAGUAACAUUUGAUGAGGAACACAGACUAGCUCAAAUGGAACGUAUGAAAUUACUUGAUGUCAACCCUAUCACAGGAAUCAGUUCAAAAUAUUUUAAGUAAUUUUGUUCAAAAUAUAGUACAAAAUAAUAUAUUAUAUGGUAA